Messenger RNA from Pygocentrus nattereri (red-bellied piranha), 2382 nucleotides. RefSeq names its product heparan sulfate 2-O-sulfotransferase 1a (gene hs2st1a). The coding region runs from base 173 to 1240 and encodes 355 amino acids. The transcript has 8 exons. The record is from RefSeq and is a predicted model, not a curated record. Gene Ontology annotation, cellular component: membrane. Gene Ontology annotation, molecular function: heparan sulfate 2-sulfotransferase activity. Lineage: Eukaryota; Metazoa; Chordata; Actinopteri; Characiformes; Serrasalmidae.
AGUAGCGGCAGCAGUCCGAGCUGGGCUCCGUCGCGGCUGCUAACCUGGUCGGUUCGUCGAGUUUCGGCUCGGAAAGUUCGGCUCGUCAUUGUCCGGGUUUCGGUUCUGAGCAGCAGAGCGCAGCCCUUCCUGUGGAGCCACGCGGCAUGUCCUCCACAUCCCGGCUGAUUUGAUGGCUCUGUGGAGGAUGAUGAUGCUGCCCAAGUAUCAGCUUCUGGCGCUGCUGGCAUUUGCCGUGGCAAUGGUCUUCUUGGAGAACCAGAUCCAGAAGCUGGAGGAGUCGAGGGGAAAGCUGGAACGUGCCAUAGCCAGACAUGAGGUGCGAGCGGUUGAUGACCGUCAUGUUCAGGAGGGAGUGAGGGAGGUCAUGGCAGAUGAAGAGGAUGAGUUGGUGGUCAUUUAUAACAGAGUUCCCAAAACAGCCAGCACCUCCUUCACCAACAUAGCCUACGACCUGUGCAGCAAGAACCGCUACCACGUCCUGCACAUCAACACCACCAAGAACAACCCCGUCAUGUCCCUGCAGGACCAGGUGCGGUUUGUUAAGAAUGUGACGUCAUGGAAGGAGAUGAAGCCAGCGUUCUACCACGGCCACAUUUCCUUCCUCGAUUUUACCAAAUUCGGUGUUACAAAAAAGCCCAUUUACAUCAAUGUAAUCCGAGACCCCAUCGAGCGCUUGGUGUCCUACUACUACUUCCUCCGCUUCGGGGACGACUAUAGACCAGGCCUGAGACGCCGGAAACAAGGUGACAAGAAGACGUUUGAUGAGUGCGUUGCUGCAGGAGGAUCUGACUGUGCUCCUGAGAAACUUUGGCUCCAGAUUCCUUUCUUCUGUGGCCAUUACUCCGAGUGCUGGAACAUCGGCAGCCACUGGGCUCUGGAGCAGGCCAAGUACAACCUGGUUAAUGAGUACAUGUUGGUGGGAGUGACAGAGGAGCUGGAGGACUUUGUGAUGAUGCUGGAAGCUGCACUGCCACGUUUUUUCAAAGGGGCUACUGAGCUCUAUAGAACAGGGAAGAAAUCCCAUCUGAGGAAAACCAGCGAGAAAAAGCCGCCCACUAAAGAGUCCAUAGCCAGGCUGCAGCAGUCGGCCAUCUGGAAGAUGGAGAACGAGUUUUACGAAUUUGCGCUGGAGCAGUUCCAGUUCGCCCGCGCUCACGCGGUCCGGGAAAAGGAUGGAGAACUUUACCUUCUGGCGCAGAACUUUUUCUACGAGAAAAUUUAUCCGAAAACAACGUGAGAUGUAAAAGUCGUGCUGUUGUGCCGUACACUGUCGUCAUGUUCACCGGAGGAGGAGAAAUCUGCCCAGCGUGGCUGGACACCGCCCCACCUGGACCUGACGAUUUUCGGCCACCUGAACGCGAAGGUGUCCAUGUGGGGCCGCUGUAUGUAGCAGGGAGUUAGCAGAGAGAUUUUGAGCUGAAUAGCUUUCUAAGGCACUCCCUCAGCUUCACGUCAGACUCUCACAGUGACACAGCUGUAAACAAUGGACACUCAUCAACGGUUAUUUGUUCUGAUCACCACAUCGCCUGAUUUUAUUACCGGUAUAUUUCACCCAAAAAUGUUGCUAGUCAUGAAUACAAGCUAGAAGACGCCGUCUGGUGUCAUGUGUGUGAAUGCGUGUAGCUUAAUUCGUUUUUGACCAUGUUGGCUUUCUGCCUGCUUGUGUGGCUGAUGUGAAUGGGAGCCAGUUAGCAUCACACUAAUGAGAUGAAGCUGAUGAGCUCCAGCAGCUUUUAUUUAUCAUUGGCUUUGUUUGUAUUUUGGAUGGUCGUUUCCUUUAAUGAAUGGUGCACAGUAGUGAACUCAGGGUUGGCAGAUGUUCCUGUUGGCACUGCCACCCUGAACCGAGCUUCAGGUCGCUGAAGUCUUCUUCAUGCCAUCGUCCAACCCCACAACCUCAUUUCACCUCACUCUUACAAAUAAAGCGUUCUUUUCACAUUUGUAUCUAAGGAAUCCUUCAGUAGAUCGUUCUUUAAAGAAUAAUGUCUGUAAUUGGGAUGUUUAAAGAACCUCCAUAUGAUGAGAAGAAUCCACACCAGUUAAAGGUUUUGUGCUAGAACCAUGCAAACUGAGAACCUUUAUUUUUAAGAGUGCAGACGGGGCAUUUAAAUCUGGAAAACUUGCUGCUGGAAUUUUAGACGCCACACUUAUCGUUUCAUUGACGCUCGAGCGGGUUAGUCUCGUUGUUCACCCUCGAGUCGUCUGCUGUCUGAAGAACAUCAUUCUGGAAUGUGUAAUUAUGUUAACCGGAUCUCUGUUUCUUUUAUUGCUUUGGUGGUUUAUGUUUUCCUGUUCUCUCUCAUGCUGAAUGGAGCAGCUUCGCUUCCCUAUUUUGUAUUUAUCUACGUCCACAUUACAAGCCUCAUUGCUCAAAUCUGA